Coregonus sp. 'balchen' is the source of this 690-nucleotide messenger RNA. The record is from the annotation of a GenBank genome assembly. NCBI's taxonomy places the organism in Eukaryota, Metazoa, Chordata, Actinopteri, Salmoniformes, Salmonidae.
AUGGCGCAGAUCCCUCAAGUGUGGCACACCCAGGAAGAGAAAGUGGAUCUGGAUAUAAUGGUGGCUGUUGGCAACCAACCCGAGUGCUCUAUCUGCUACAACACCUACGACAACGUUUUCAAGACGCCCAAGCUGCUGGACUGCACCCACACCUUCUGCCUCGAGUGUCUGUCACGCCUCAUGGCUAUUUCACUGGGAGAGCAGGAAGGAGGAGGCAGCAGCAAGAUCCUGUGUCCCUUCUGCCGCCACCCUACCCUCCUAACCAAGGAGGGUCCCCCGGCCCUGGCCACCAGCAGCGAGGUACUGUGUAAGCUGCCCAGCCACCAGCAGCACGAGGAGCCUGUGUGGCUGGACGGAGAGAAGCUGUGCUACAAGCGGGACCUGGAGGCCAGCCCCGGGGCCUCUAGCUCCACCUCGGCCUUCUGCAUCUGCAUCGACAUAGGGGCCAGCAAAGCAGGCGAGGUCCCAGCUCAGACACGCCCCCACAACAUGGGCGUUAUGAGGCGUCUGACCAGCUGGAAGCGGCUGCUGCUCUUCAUCGUGCUGAUGGUGCUGCUAGUGGUCAUCGUGCUGUGGCCCCUGCAGUGCAUCGUCACCACGGGCAACAUGCACUGCAUGCCGCGCUCUGUGGGCUCAAUACAAGGUUCCAUCACCACCACAGCUACCCCAUUGACCAGUUCCACAAAAUGA